AUGACGAAAUCUCGAAUAGAAGGACUCCUAUCAGCGUUCCCCAAACUGAUAGUAACGGACAAGCAGCAUACCUUCAUCGAAACAGAGAGCGUCAGAUACGUUUAUCAGCCCCUUGAUAAGCUCUACAUAGUUUUAAUCACCACAAAGUCAAGUAAUAUUCUGGAGGAUUUGGAGACGUUACGACUUUUUGCCAGAGUGAUACCAGAAUAUUGUAGGAACAUCGACGAGAAAGAAGUAUCAGAAAACGUAUUCCAGCUUAUCUUCGCUUUUGACGAGAUUGUAGCGUUAGGGUACAGAGAAAAUGUUAACUUAGCCCAAAUAAAAACAUUCACUGAAAUGGACAGCCACGACGAGAAAGUAUACCAAGCAGUCAGACAGACGCAAGAACGAGAAGCGAAGGAGGAAAUGAAGAAAAAAGCCAAAGAAUUACAAAGACAGAGAAUGGAGGCUCAGAGAGCAGGCAAAACCCCUUACAGUACAGGUAUCGGUAACUCUAAUAACUCUGCUCCCAUCACACCAUCCCCGCAAACAGAAAUGGCUAUGCCUACUCCAACCCCAGUGCAGCCUUCUAGACCCAAGCCCGCCGGUAAAGGAAUGAAGUUGGGAAGGAAAAGUGCAGAUAUCGACACGUUCGUUGACAGCAUAAGAAAGGACGGUGGCGUGGUCAAGGAUUCCAACAAGAUAUCAGUGGCAGAGCCUGUCAGACCUUCUGCUGUGACAGCAUCAACGUCUCCACUGCACUUACGGCAAGAAGAGAAAAUCCUCGCCUCGAUACACCGCGAAGGUGACGUCGAACAAUUUGAAGUUAGGGGGCUUCUUUGUCUUCACGUCACCGAUCAGGAACUGGCUUGUGUGCAAGUUAACGUGGACAACAACGAGGAAAGACAGAUUCAAAUUCAGACUCAUCCAAAUAUUGACAAGAGAGGAUUCCAAGAGAACGGUGUUGUCGCUAUGAAACAAGCGGGACGACCGUUCCCUCUAAACACGGAUGUUGGAGUAUUAAAAUGGAGGUUUCAAUCUAACGAUUCAGAGGACCUACCUCUUAUAAUAAACCCAACUACGGUCCAACUAUAG
This is a messenger RNA of Bolinopsis microptera, 1074 nucleotides long. RefSeq names its product coatomer subunit delta-like. The transcript has 8 exons. Gene Ontology annotation, cellular component: COPI vesicle coat. Bases 1 to 1074 code for a protein of 357 amino acids. NCBI's taxonomy places the organism in Eukaryota, Metazoa, Ctenophora, Tentaculata, Lobata, Bolinopsidae. Gene Ontology annotation, biological process: endoplasmic reticulum to Golgi vesicle-mediated transport; retrograde vesicle-mediated transport, Golgi to endoplasmic reticulum; Golgi localization. The record is from RefSeq and is a predicted model, not a curated record.